AUGCGGGCUCAUCACCGCUUUCCGCCUUCUGCAAUAGCCCGUCCUCCCCGCUUCCUGCCUUCCGCACCCCACCGCCCUCUCCGCUUCUACCGCCUCGCCUUCCUCCGCCUAGCGCGGGUAGCCCCCUCAACGCCAACUCUCCUCUCCUCCACCAACCCACCACCCACCGUUGCCCACACCGUUCCCGCCGUCCGCCACUUCCUCGCCGCGCCCGCGCCGUCCCCCGCUCCAUCCCUUCCGCCACCACCCGCCGUGCGCACCCGCACUACUGCAACCACUGGCGGAAUCACUGGAACCACAGGCGGGGGAGGAGCGCACGUGAGGGGGAUGAGCGGGGGAAGCGGGGGGAGCAUCUAUGUGACAUCGACGCGGGAGCCAAGCGGGCUGGCAUCCGUGCCGCUGGAGCUGCUGGCAACGCAGCCAACAGCAGCGCAGGCGGCGUACGGGGCAGCCAUCCUCGCAUUCCUGGGAGGGCCGCACUGGGGGCUCGCCAUGGCCCGAUACGCCGCCACCACGUCAGAGGCGAGUCUAGGCAACUUCUCAGUCUCAGCUGCCCGCUACACAUGGAGUGUGGUGCCAUCCCUGGCAGCAUGGGUGGCGCUGCUACUGCCAGACGGACCCAAAUUCGCCCUCCUCCUCUCCUUCUUCCUCCUUGUGUUGGGUGCAGACACAGUCUUUGCCCGCACGGCAUUAGUGCCCUCAUGGUAUCUGCCUCUGCGAGUGCUGCUCUCCUCCAUUGCUCUCCUGAGCCUCGCCGCCACCGGAUUCACCGUCGUAACUGGCACUGCCAUCUCACAACAAUCAUCUCCUCAAUCCACUGCCAACUCACAACCAACCCCUCCUGCCGCUCACUCAACUGCCGUGCCCUCGCCCGUUGAUCAACAGCCCGGGCACUCUGCUCACCCCCGACCCUCAUCCACCCAUCCCUCAACCUUUGAAUCCUCUUCCUCAGCAAAGCAGUAA
Closterium sp. Yama58-4 is the source of this 963-nucleotide messenger RNA. The record is from the annotation of a GenBank genome assembly. Lineage: Eukaryota; Viridiplantae; Streptophyta; Zygnematophyceae; Desmidiales; Closteriaceae.